AUGAACGCUAUGCCGAAGCAGUUCAGCUUCUCUCUCAUCAGCCCAACCAAUAGCCCCAACGAUUGGAAACAAGAUGUCGACGCCGAAAAAGACAGUGCCUUGGAGCGCGUGCUUAUCCAUCUCCAGCAAGAUGAUCUCCGACUAAGACAAUUGUUUGAUACAAAGGUGUUGCCAUACAUGACUAUGACAGCUCUAAUGCUGGGCAUAAAGUCCGUCGCCAUUGUACAAGCUGACUUGUUCGGUCUGACGGAGAGCAUGGGUUUUAGCACAACACAAUCCUCCUGCCUCCAUACCGCGCCUCACCUGCCCCAGAUCCUGCUGCAGCUGCCUGUCGCGUGGAUCUUGUUGGACUCCAUAUUCCCUCUCGACAAGUUUCUAGGUGCUUGUCUGGUUCUUAUUGGAUGUCGCCAAAUAAUCUUACCAGAUCUGAGUUUCACUGGAGCAGUACUUACUGGACUUUUGCAAGGCGUAUUCGAGGUCGUCUUCGUUCCUGCCUUGGUGUGGAUGACGUGGGUCUACUGGACGAGGGAAGAGAUGCCUACACGGUUAUCUUGGUGGUACUCGAUGAUUGGCUUUGGGAAUCUGACAAUGAGCGUAAUCACGUAUUUCCUCGUCGAGCGCGACGCUACGAUUCGACCUGAUGUGGUUAUCCUAUGUUGUUCAUGCUUCGUCUUUUGUGUAUACAUGUUUAUCACCUGUAUUUUUUGUGGCGAAUCUCCUUUGACUCUGAAAUUUCUGAGCGACCGCGAGGAAAAGGUUGCAUGGGCAGUGCAACGCCUGACAGCUCCAAGAAAUAUCUCCUGGAGCGACGCAGCUUUUGAAGAAGCUAAAAAAGAUGUCAGGACCUGGCUAUGGUUUGGCCUCACAUUUAUUUCAUCUUUACUAAUCGCUGGCUCAGCAAGUAUCAGCCAACGAUUUCUCAUUUCCUUGGCCACCGAUUCAUCCCGCGCUCUUUCAAACCUGCCAUUUGGAGCGAUUCAGUUCAUCGCGGCCUUCUGUGGCGGCCUGGCGACCACGAAACUUCGUUUCGGAACUGUAUUAAUCGCACUUUCUUGCAUAUCAAGUACUGGUCUCUUGAUUCUUCACCGAGCACUGCAGCAGCCAGUAUCGUCGACAAACUUCGUCCUCGCCGGUCACUAUCUCGCAGCAAGUGUACAUGCAUCAGUCCCUAUAGUAUACUCCUGGUCUGGCGUCAAUACCGCAGGAGCUACUCAGAAGAAAGCUACCCUCGCUUUCAUGUCAAUGGGCUAUGCUUUGGGUCACGUCUGUGGUCCAUUCAUGCUCAUGCCAAGCUCCAACCCACAAUCAAGUUCUGCCAUGAUCUGGGCAAUGCUCUCGCUCCAUGUCUUGUUCAUUAUCCUCGUUUUUAUUUUGAUGAAUCAUUUCAACAAAAUGAAUCGACGACAUGGCGGAUCUGUCAAGGCCGAGCAAAUCAUCGGCAACUAUGAUCCUCGCUUAUACAUGACAAUAGACUUUGAUUUGCAGCAGCAAAAGCUCUCGAAUUUGGCAUAA
Messenger RNA from Pestalotiopsis fici W106-1, 1512 nucleotides. RefSeq lists its product as uncharacterized. Bases 1 to 1512 code for a protein of 503 amino acids. Gene Ontology annotation, molecular function: transmembrane transporter activity. NCBI's taxonomy places the organism in Eukaryota, Fungi, Ascomycota, Sordariomycetes, Amphisphaeriales, Sporocadaceae. Gene Ontology annotation, cellular component: membrane. The record is from RefSeq and is a predicted model, not a curated record. The transcript has 6 exons.